AUGACCGAUUUCUAUGAAAUACUCGAAGUCGAGAAGACGGCCACCGAAGAUGAAAUCAAGAAAGCAUAUCGUCGAUUAGCUUUGAAGUGGCAUCCAGAUAAAAAUCUUCAAAACAAGAGUCAAGCCGAAGAAAAGUUCAAGCUAAUCUCCGAAGCGUACGAAGUUCUCUCAGACAGUCGUGGACGGUUUCUCUAUGAUCAACUGGGCUCAUCAAUUGUUUAUAGCGAGCGUACCAACGAAGAAUUAGAAGAGCUGUUUCGUACGAUCAUUGAUGAUGACGAGUUUCUUAACGUUUGCCAGAAAGAAUUCGAACAACACGAUAAAUUCGAUAAAGAAGAUCUGCCAUCGUUUAUUCUCUCCACGAAUAAAAACGACUAUGAGGAAAUUCCAGCCACAACGGAAAGCGAAAAUGAAUUGAAGCCACGCGUCGUUCAUGAAAUAAACAUGUCAGUUUACUAUGACUUUCAUGUCGAUCGAGAGAAUUCCGAUCUAAAAUUCGUUAAACGAUAUAUCAAUAUUAUUCCGGAAGAAAAUGAAACUAUGAUGAAAAAUAAUCGCUUCUCUAAUCUUAAUCUCUCAAACGACAUCGAUCGUCUCAUUAAAAUGCACGAUUACGUUCGACAUUCUCCACAACAUCAUCAACAGACUACACCAUUGCAACAGCAGCCACCGUCGCCACCACAGCAGCAGCAGCAGCAGCAACAACAACAACAACAACAUACACCACAGCAACCAUCACCCACACCGCCACAACCGGUACAACAUCCCCCGCCUCAGCAAACGCCGGUAGUUAUGCCUCCGAUCGCACCUCAAACGCUAGAACCAAAACUAGUGAAAUCCGAAACUCAUCACCAUCAUCAUAAGAAAGCAACUAUAAAACGGCGACAAACGUACGUGGAACCGCGUCGACGCUCGACGAUCUCCUCAACAAGUGAUUCGCGCGAAUUUGAUUCGGCAGCAUUAGCUCGAAUUGUUGAAGAGCAGUUAGAAGCUGCACGGUUCGCUGCAACCCUGGAAAACUUCAAUCCUAUUAAAAGUCAAACUUCUCGCAUUCAUUCGAUUCAUCGUGCAAAAUUCAUUCAAGCACCGACGUUCCUUCCGCCAGUCAAAGAACAAACGCCUCGUCAUCGUAUCGAUGACAUCGAAUUUCCAAAGACAAAUCUAAAUUGUUUCCUACGCAAACCAUGCACUUUGAUGGAUAAUAUUAUCUCUCAACCCAUUCCAUCCCAAGAUGAACGCGAUAAACUUCUAAUCCUUGGUCAACAAGGCAUCAUUUCAUCUGCUGUCGCAUUGGGUGCAGAUAAAAUUCCCAAUAAUAUCAAAUCUAUCGAAUUAUUAGAAAUUCCAAAUACGAAACCAACGGAAAAUCCGUAUCAAGAUUUUCGCUUAAUCAGUUACGAAACACUCGACGAUUAUCCUUUGCCAGCUAGUCCUGGUCUUCGCCGUGCGAAAUCGAUGAGACAUAUGAGUUCUCAAACUGAUACAGGAGACAAACGUCCCUCACCGACAAUCAAUGAUGCAAUAUCAGAUAAUUCAACGAAAUUAACUUCGCCAUUAAAAAGUAUUCGACGUAGUAUCCGUCAGAAAAAUGAAACAGCACUUAAUAAUAAGCCAGUUUUCAAGGAAAAAAGUAAAGAAGAUAAACGUCGACGGUACGAUCAGUUGGGUAGAGGAGCUUUUACCAAUGGACAUGGUGGUGGUUCUUCAUCGCGUGAAGGCUAUGACAGAUUUUCCGAAGACUUUCUUAAUCGAACAUUUCAUUUUCACAAUCCAUUCGAUAUCUUUGAACAAUUCAUGUCACACUUCGGCAUGGAAGAUGAGUUUGGUUUUGGUAUGCAUCCAUUCGCUGAUUUACAUCGUCGUCGUAGUAGUCGAGAUCCGAACAAUUCCAAUAUCAGACGUGCACCUCAACAGAUGACUUUGUUCGAUAAUUUCUUUUCUCCAAUGAGAACGUCUUUGUUCAAUCAUCAUUCAUUUGCCGGUGAUGUCGGAGGAGAUAAUAUGGGAACUAUUUCAUCAUUCAAUUUCUCCUUCGGUAGUGGCAAUGGAGCUCGACCGAUUUCGAAGAAAACUACCAAAUCAACUAAAAUAGUCAACGGCCGACGUGUCACAACGACGAGAAUCCGAAAAUAUUUAUUAAACGAAGUGAAAAUAAUGAGUGGAUCCGAUCCGAAUGGUAUAAUAGAAAGAACACGUGCGCAGACCCUGUCAUUACCGGUGGAACUGUCGGUCGAAAAAAUUCAAGAUUUUCAAGCGGCGUUCAGUAUUAUGGACAUACAGUCGAAGGGUUUCGUUGGUCCCGAUGAUAUAAAUCAAGUCGCGCAAGCGGCAGAUAUGGUCUUGGUAGAAAAUGAAGCACAAUUAUUGCUUGGAUCAGCAGACGAAGAUCACUCCGGUGGAAUUGAUAUGAGAGAAUUCAUUUCGAUUAUGACAACACCGAUCAAUCAACAAGAUCUGGAAGAAGAACUUCGUGCAACAUUUCGAGUUUUUGAUAAAGACGGAAACGGAACGAUCAAUGCUAAUGAAUUGAAACGAUUUGUUCGAUUAUGGGACAGCGAAUUAACGGAAGAUGAAGCUGAUGAUAUGAUUGGACAAGCUGAUCCGAAUAAAACUGGUUCGAUAACUUACGAUGCAUUCGUACAAUUUCUUCUUCACACAUAA
This is a messenger RNA of Adineta ricciae, 2661 nucleotides long. The record is from the annotation of a GenBank genome assembly. Lineage: Eukaryota; Metazoa; Rotifera; Eurotatoria; Adinetida; Adinetidae.